Triplophysa rosa is the source of this 3081-nucleotide messenger RNA. RefSeq names its product leucine rich repeat containing 31 (gene lrrc31). Gene Ontology annotation, molecular function: protein binding. The transcript is spliced from 11 exons. The record is from RefSeq and is a predicted model, not a curated record. NCBI's taxonomy places the organism in Eukaryota, Metazoa, Chordata, Actinopteri, Cypriniformes, Nemacheilidae. The coding region runs from base 727 to 2454 and encodes 575 amino acids.
UGUUUUAUUUAAAAAGAUAACAAAAAAGAUGAUUUCACCAAAUGAAGAAAAAGCAUCCAACCAGAGCUUCAACAGUGUUUGGAAAGCAUCUCGAUAAAAUACCAUGAGAACAUUUUUAUAAAUUCUAGGCAAAAAGGGAUUGCAAUGAAGAUGCUCAAAUAUAGUUUUCGUCUAAUCUAAUUUGUUUUUUAUUUACAACACGAUUUCCAUAGUAACAUUUAGUUUUGAAACGUUUACUAUAAUGUUGGAAGAAAUAUAAAUAAAGAUCGAAAAAGUGAACAUAAAACUUUUGUACGGUUUUUAGCAGUAACAAUAACUUUAGUAACUAUGGCAUUUUGGUGGCAACUCAUGGUUUCCAUGGCUACCAUGGCCAAUUCUCGUAAAGUAAAGGAGGUGGUACAAGUUAACCAUCGCGGCCAAAGUCCACUUUUAGAAAACUUCAUACGUUUUUUAAUGAAUAACUGAGAUUUUUUUCAGAAUCGAGGCUUUUAUGUAUCUGGGCUCAUGUGACAGCUAACAGUUGACAUUGUUUAUGUAAAAGCCUGUUUGCCAAAAUUCAACCCGCCCAACACUUCCGGGAUCCGGGAUGAGAUCAAUAGCAGCUUAUGUGGGGGACUGAAUCUACUUGAAAUCAUCGGGCACGUGUAGACUUUAAAGUUACAAGAAACACAGCAAGGUCACCCCGAGACCUCUGAAAUCAAGUCGGCUGUUUUCAAACACAAAGCAAUGGAUUCAACAGAGUCUGCUAAAGGCGGUCUGAAAAGAUCUCCUCUGGAUCUGAUUAUGAACCAGCUCAGAAGAAAAACGUCAUUCACGGAAAGAAAGAAACCAUCCGUUGGCCGCCUUUUCCGCCCAUCCGAGAGCAGCGACAAGAGAGAGGUAGGGAUACCUGAAUUAAAAGAAUCAGAGGCCAAUGAAGGAAAAGACAACACUGAACCUAAGAAAGACAUCAACAAUGUGGAUGACGAGACCGGCUCUGUUGUGGGAUGGGGUCGGGUGAAGCAGUUUGUUCAGAAGUUGGGGAAAACCCCACACAGUCAAAAUCUUAACCUGAGCCACUGUGACCUGACAGCCACAGAUGUGGUGGAACUGGCCACCUUACUGCCGUUCCUGCCUCAGCUGGAGGUGAUGGAUCUCUCAUGGAAUGAUCUGGUAGGAGGCUCCUUGAAGGCACUUACGGCCCAUCUGCAGCAUGUGGAGAAGCUGGGGGUACUAAAGUUGUGUAGCUGCAGGUUGACAGCGCAAGAUCUCACUGCUCUUGGUGAGGCUUUUGACUGCAUUCCUCUGGUGGAGGUGCUCGAUUUGUCCUGGAAUGUUGGCGUAGGCGCAGGAAAUUUCAGGGACUUCACAGAGCACCUCCGUUCUGACAACACGCUGAAAGAACUCCGGCUGGUGGACUGUCAACUCACAGAGUCAGACAUUACAGCUCUGAGUACGGCUCUUCCCAUGUUGUCUAGUUUGAAGGACUUAGAUCUGUCCAAUAAUAAGCUCUUGGUCAAGGGAAUGGAGAACUUGACCUCUUCUCUGAGCUCUCUUCCACGGCUGAAGACCCUGAAACUGAGCAUGUGUGGACUAAAUAAAGACAGCUUUAUUAUUCUGGGUCAAGCUCUCAGAUUCAUCAGUGAGCUGGAGCACUUAGACCUGUCCUGCAACAAGGAAGCGAGUGGAGGUCUCACCUCACUGGCCACUAAUCUUACACUUCUCAAGAACCUAAGAAGUCUGGACUUGCAUUUGUGCUGCUUAACAAAGGAAGAUCUGUUGGCUUUAGUCCAGGUAGCUCCAUCUCUAAAAGAGCUCCGAGAGCUGGAUGUCUCCUCCAAUAAAAGUGUUGGAGGUACUCUCCAAGAUCUCCUGCAUGCCCUCCCUCUCCAUCAAAUAUUCAAACUCCCGCUGAAUAACUGUGCUUUGAACACAUCAGCGUGCCACGCUGUCGCUGCUGCAAUGGUGACGCUGAAACAGCUUGAAAGUCUGAAUUUAUCUUGGAACAAGUGUGUGGGGGAAAACCUGAGGGAAUUUCUGGAGCCCUUGCAGGAGUCUGAGUGCAAACUACAAGAACUCAGACUGUGUAGUUGUAAUUUAACCACCGAGGAUGUGUUACACCUAGAAUCUGCCUGCCAACGUGGUGUUCUGUCCCAGCUGAAGCUCUUGGAUCUGUCCUAUAAUGGCAGCGUUGGAGAUGGAGGUUGGACAUCCUUGUUUGGAAAGGCAAGCGGUCUGAAGGGUCUGGAGGAACUGGAUGUCAGCCUUCGUCCCGUCGCAUCUCUUUCUGCGUCCCCCUGGAUACCCUCACUGCUGGAGGCCCUUUCGCAACUGCCCUGCCUCACCCGUCUGUCUCUGCAGCACUGGGCUGUAAGUUCAGCUGAAAGAGAAAAGCUGGAAAAAAAUCUUAGCAAGAAGAACGUCGUUCUGGAAUGUGACAGUCUGGCCACGCCCACACCGAAGGCAGCAGGUUAAAAAGAGGCGUUGAGGCAGCUUUGAAGUUCAUGUCUUUUAUAUUACUGAAGUUGCAAAUCAGGAUGUUACUGAAUGAAGCGUUGAUUGACAGGUGACAGUCAGAACCAGAUUUGGUUUUACAUUUCGUAUGUGAACCUUUUUUUUAAGUGUUAGAUGUUCAUUAAUAUGAUUUUAAUAUAUUAUGAUAUGUGUUUGUAAAAAACAUGAUUGCACAAAUCAGUAAUAUAUCAAAUUGUUUGAUCGUUUAUUUCAGGUAUUUAUAUAUUAAAAAUCCAACCCAGUAACACAGAGUUAAGAAUAGUUUACACAAAAAAGAAAACUACCGAAAGAUUUGUUUAGACUGAAGUCAACAAAAUGUUUAUUACUCUUGGGUGUCAUGACAAAAACUGUGGGAAAAUUAGCAUGUGACACCCAACAUAACAAAGACUAAGUGUCAGAGCAAACCAUUUACAUAAAUGAUGUGUUAUUCACAAUUCAUCAUGGCCGUCUGUGACAUUUCCAAAUACUAGACACAAAGAUGUAAGCUGUCAAUAAGAACUCAAAUGAUAAAUAAUAAAACGCAUUUUAUAAUAAAACCAAUUGUAACCAAGAGUACCGAAUUUUGCCUCCUAAAAAGUCCUAAAUCCU